GUCGCCCGGUUGUAGAUGAGUUGCUUAGUGUGCUCACUCGAACCAAGCAACCAAAAGGGACCAUUGGUAUAAUAGUGGGUCUCUCUAUAGAUAGCUUUACUUCUGGUACAAUAAAUGCGGUACUAGAGAUAGCAGAACCACUGGAACCAUUGGAACAACUACCUACAUAUCCCAUCAUUGUGACAGAU
Racocetra persica is the source of this 188-nucleotide messenger RNA. NCBI's taxonomy places the organism in Eukaryota, Fungi, Glomeromycota, Glomeromycetes, Diversisporales, Gigasporaceae. The record is from the annotation of a GenBank genome assembly.